GUGGUCAAAGAACGGAAGCCGGGAGGGAACCUGGGCGGAAGGGGACCACGGCCAGGCUUGUGUUCGGUCCCUUGGCAGGGCUGGGGUUCCGAUGUGGUCCCCAGAGCGGGAGGCCGAGGCCCCUGCCGGGGGAGACCCGGCAGGUCUUCUGCCCCCCGAGUGGGAGGAGGAUGAGGAGCGCAUGUCCUUCCUGUUCUCUGCCUUCAAAAGGAGUCGCGAGGUGAACAGCACCGACUGGGACAGCAAGAUGGGCUUCUGGGCGCCGCUGGUGCUGAGCCACAGCCGCCGCCAGGGGGUGGUGCGCCUGCGUCUGCGGGACUUGCAGGAGGCCUUUCAGCGCAAGGGCAGCGUCCCGCUGGGGCUGGCCACGGUGCUGCAGGAUCUGCUGCGUCGUGGAGAGCUGCAGCGGGAGUCAGACUUCAUGGCCAGUGUAGACAGCAGCUGGAUCUCCUGGGGGGUUGGAGUCUGCCUGCUGAAGCCCCUCAAGUGGACUCUUUCCAACGUGCUGGGCGAUAAUAAGGUUCCUGCCGAGGAGGUGCUUGUGGCUGUGGAGCUGCUUAAGGAAAAGGCUGAGGAGGUGUAUCGUCUGUAUCAGAACUCCCCUCUCUCCUCUCACCCUGUGGUGGCCCUGUCGGAGCUGAGCACCCUCUGUGCAGGCUCCUGUCCAGAUGAGAGGACCUUCUACUUGGUGUUGCUACAGCUACAGAAAGAGAAGAGGGUCACAGUCCUCGAGCAGAACGGGGAAAAGAUUGUGAAGUUUGCCCGGGGGCCACAUGCCAAGGUCUCUCCUGUCAACGACGUAGAUGUUGGAGUAUACCAGCUGAUGCAGAGUGAACAGCUGCUCUCACGCAAAGUGGAGUCCUUAUCCCAGGAAGCAGAGAGGUGUAAAGAAGAAGCCCGCCGGGCAUGCCGAGCAGGAAAGAAGCAGCUGGCACUAAGGUCUCUCAAGGCCAAACAGCGGACAGAGAAGCGCAUCGAGGCCCUGCAUGCCAAACUGGACACUGUGCAAGGCAUCCUGGACCGGAUCUAUGCCUCCCAGACAGAUCAGAUGGUGUUCAAUGCCUAUCAGGCUGGCGUAGGAGCCCUAAAACUCUCCAUGAAGGAUGUCACAGUGGAGAAGGCAGAGAGCCUCGUAGAUCAGAUCCAAGAGCUGUGUGACACCCAGGAUGAAGUUUCUCAGACUCUGGCUGGUGGGGUAACCAAUGGCUUAGAUUUUGACAGUGAGGAACUGGAGAAGGAAUUGGAUAUCCUUCUUCAGGAUACCACCAAAGAACCUUUGGAUCUGCCCGACAACCCCCAUGAGACGUUUUAUACCAACUGUGUGCCUGACCCUAGGAUCUCGGAUGCUGAACUUGAAGCUGAACUUGAGAAACUGUCCUUAUCGGAGGGAGAUUUGGUCCCAAGCAGUAAAUCUCCAAAAAGGCAAUUGGAACCGACUCUCUAAAGCCAUUGUAGGACCCUCAAGUGAAGGACCCUCAUAUAAAAGAGAGACCAGGCUUAUAUGUAUGUACAUAGUUAUUUAAAUGAAAAACUCAGAAUUUCUUGGGAAGAGGAGGAAGGAGAACCACUCUGAUUUAUCUGGAUGCUACCACUUACUACAGGACAGAUACAGUUUCUGGAAGUGUGCUUCAGAGGCUUGCUCCCAGCUGGUAUCAUGGACCUGCCUUCUCAUCUUUAUAGUGCCACGAUUUAUACCGUUCUGUGUUUGACCCGUCGUCUCAUAGCCUGCAGUUCUUGCCAUUGGCUCAGUUAGGUUUGUCUUCACCCACCAGCUUUGUUCCAGCCAAUGAAGGCGAAAGAGUUGCAGCUUUGCUAAAUCAAAAUCAGUCCUCUUCCCCCACCCCCACUGUUUCUUAGAGGGAUGUAUUGCGUCUGUGAGGUCAGUUAAACAACUCCUUCCAGUCCCACUCUACUUUCAUUGGUAAUGAGAAGAAUGAGAAUCAGACAGCUGCCACUUUGUGGAGAAACGUACAGUGUAAAAGAUUUUUCUCUAGGGUCACUUGUCAAAUUCACCAGGUGUUCAGAAAGAGGGGUCACCCCUGAGUGGCUCAGAGUCAUGACAUUUGGAGAGGGGACUCAUGUGGUUGGUGGAUGUUGCUGCCUCUUCCAUCUUAUGCAGAUCUCCUGACUGGAGAAAGGGUUAUUGGUGGACUUUUGAACUUGAGGGGGAGAAGCCCAGGUGACUGCAGGGCCCCAAGUGUCCAAACCCCGUAUGCUUUUUUAAAGAGGCGUAAUCUUUGCCUUGCCCCGUCAUGGAAUAAUUUAAACAUUAAUAUGUAUAUCAGAACAAGCCACACAACAACACACCUCCCCUUCUGGAGCCUGGCACACAGCAGGUUCUGUGUUUGCAUCUGAGAAGCAUUUGCUUUGUGCCCACUGCUCAGGGCACAGGACCUUAGCCAGGCCGUGCAAUAGGAGCAGAAGUCCGUGACCUGCUGCUGGGUCUGCUGCGCGCUUCCCGGUCCUGCUCGCCACCUGUCCCCACAUCUUCGAGCCCCAUCUUCCCACUUUCUUUGAUGAGUGGGGAAGAAUGGCCUAGGGGGACAGGUAGGAGAGGGUCUGAAUGCUGUGGCAACAGGGAGAGGAGGAGAUGACAGCCACACUGCCACUCUGCUGCCACAGUGCAAGUGCUGCCUGGAGCCCUUUCCCGGCCCCCUUGCUUGAGGUGGCGAGGAGCAGAGGGGAAGAAUUUGCUCCAGACCAGGAGCACGAAUCACUUUUCAACAAAUUUCUCUCCCAGUUGACCCUGGUAAACUGAAGUGUUGGGGGUGAAGAGAAACAAUCACUAUUUUUUCUUUUUUAUCUGGUAAAUAAUUGAAAAAACCCGA
This is a messenger RNA of Pteropus alecto (black flying fox), 2828 nucleotides long. It is a transcript of the gene CHMP7, whose product is annotated as charged multivesicular body protein 7. The transcript is spliced from 11 exons. NCBI's taxonomy places the organism in Eukaryota, Metazoa, Chordata, Mammalia, Chiroptera, Pteropodidae. Gene Ontology annotation, cellular component: ESCRT III complex; multivesicular body; cytoplasmic side of plasma membrane. The record is from RefSeq and is a predicted model, not a curated record. Gene Ontology annotation, biological process: vesicle budding from membrane; late endosome to vacuole transport via multivesicular body sorting pathway. Bases 92 to 1444 code for a protein of 450 amino acids.